AUGGAUCAGCAGUGGGCUGCCUACUCCGAAGCGCCGGAUGCCAGCCGCCAGGCGCGGUAUGCUCCACAUGGGACGACCCCCUCGCAGCACACGCAGCACACGCAGCACACGCAACCCACGCAACGCGACGCCAGCGCGUCCGCGCAACUUAAGCAGAACUCGUACGCCUCGCCCUCGGCACCCUCCCGCGCCGGCACCAUUGCGCUGCAGUCUCCGAGCCAGAGCACCAGCCGUGGGCCCGACUUCAACGACAACGACGGCGACGUCAAGAUGGAGGACGCCGACCCAUACAAGCCCAAGUACAACACGCAGCGGCCGAACCACCAGCACCGCCACUCGCAGCAGUUCCUGCAGCAGGAGGAGAGCGCCGCCGCCCGCAGGUACUCGCCCAUGAACAUGUCGCCCACGUCGCCCUACCCCGGCGGCGCGCAGCACGGCGGGCAGACCUACACGAGCUUCACCCCGCAGGUCCAGAGCACCAGCAAUCGCGGCAGCCCCACGCGCAACAAUCCGUACAUGUCGCCGCCGAACAGCUACUACUCUCCUCCCUCAUCGCGGCCGAACGCCCCCCAGCUGCCGCCCAUCCAGUCCAACAUGAGCCCCGAGAGCUUCUACCCGCAGUCUGCGACGGCCCAGCUGAACGCCGUGUACAACAGAGAGCAGCGGUCCCCACGAGCAUCGACGAAUCCCAAUCCCCCGCAACUGCCCUUGGUAGGGCGCGGGCCCGUGCCGCAGUUCGAGCCAUGCACGAACACAGCCGACCUGAAGCCCAAGAUCAACACGCAGCCCCCGUUUCGUCGUGCAAAUCCAGAGGGUGGAUUCCUCAGCCCCCUUCAAGCGCUCACAUGCCAUCUGCCCACGACAUACAAGCUCUGCAAUGCUGGCUUCAACUACCAAGCCACCCGCAACCCGCGUCGAGUCCUCACGAAACCCAGCAAGGGAGUGAAGAAUGACGGCUACGACAACGAAGACAGCGACUAUAUCCUUUACGUCAAUGACAUCCUGGGGUCUGAGGAGUCAGGGCACAAGAACCGCUACCUUAUUCUCGACGUGCUGGGCCAGGGAACGUUCGGACAGGUUGUCAAAUGCCAGAAUCUGAAGACGCAGGAGGUUGUUGCCGUCAAGGUUAUCAAGAACAGGACGGCGUACUUCAACCAAAGUAUGAUGGAGGUCUCUGUGCUCGACUUGCUGAACAAGCAAAUGGACAAGAACGACGACCACCACCUUCUGAGGCUCAAGGAUACUUUUAUCCACAGGCAGCAUUUGUGCCUUGUGUUUGAAUUGCUGAGCGUCAACUUGUACGAGCUCAUCAAGCAGAACCAGUUCCGAGGUCUGUCCACAACGCUGGUGCGCGUCUUUGCUCAGCAGCUCAUCAACGGUCUUGCCUUGCUCGGCAAGGCGAAGUUGAUACAUUGUGACUUGAAGCCAGAGAAUAUUUUACUUAAAAAUCUCGAGAGUCCCAUCAUCAAGAUCAUCGACUUUGGAUCCGCAUGCGACGAGCGACAGACAGUCUACACAUACAUUCAGUCUCGAUUCUACAGAUCUCCUGAAGUGCUCCUGGGUCUGCCCUACUCGGCAGCGAUCGACAUGUGGUCAUUGGGCUGUAUCGUGGUGGAGUUGUUCCUCGGUCUGCCUUUGUUCCCCGGAUCGUCUGAGUACAAUCAGGUCUCCAGGAUUACAGAAAUGCUCGGUCUUGCGCCACAGUGGAUGUUGGAAAUGGGCAAGCAGUCUGGCGAGUUCUUUGAGAAGACUCAGGACGAGUACGGCCGUAAGAACUACCGACUCAAAUCCAUGGAGCAGUACUCGAGGGAGCACGGCACAAAGGAGCAGCCCAGCAAGAAGUACUUCUCGGCCACGACCCUACCAGACAUCAUCAGGAACUACCCCAUGCCGAGGAAGAACAUGAAGCCAAACGAGAUUGAGCGAGAAAUGGCCAACCGAGCCGCCUUCAUCGACUUUGCUCAAGGUUUACUCAACCUCAAUCCCCUCGAACGAUGGACUCCGGCACAAGCAAAGCUCCACCCGUUCAUUACACAGGCGAAGUUUACUGGCCCCUUCGUGCCCCCAAUGACUUUGAAGUCCAGCUCAAGUCGCUCCCCGGCUCCUGGCGUACAGGAGCAGCAACGCUUCGAGGGUAUGGCUAAGCAGCGUGCUCAACAGCAGCAACAAGCGCUCGCUGCACAACAGGCUCAAGUAGCCCAGAGUGCUGCUUACGCAAACAUGCAGAUGAACCAGUAUGCUGCACAGAAUCCGCAUCCGCAACCAAACCCGUACAACAACAUGUACGCGCCAAACCACCAAGGCCAGCCGCCGCCUUACCCUGCGCAGACAGCACCGUACGGACAGCAGAUGCCUGCAAUGCAACCCCAGCAGCCUCGACAGUACGCACAGCCGCAGAACCUCUACGCCCAGGCGACAACACGGGCUGGGCGGCAACGUGCAUCCACCAUGGAUCAACAACAGGCCAAUGCUUCGGGCAUCCCACCAGCUCUGCAAAGAGUCAUGAGCCACUUGGAUCCAAAUGCGCCCGUCAGAUUGCAGCCAUCGCCUGCAUACUAUCCACCGCCGCCUGAGGGUGCUCCCGAGAGUGCCAGUAGCUCGAGACGGAGAGGCUCUCGCGCAGGCACUUCACAACGGAAUCAAAACUUUGUUCGCAACCUCGAAGAUCGAACGCUAGAGGAAGGCUUCAUGCAGCAGCCUCAUUGGCAAUGA
Didymella exigua CBS 183.55 is the source of this 2712-nucleotide messenger RNA. Its product is annotated as kinase-like protein. Gene Ontology annotation, biological process: peptidyl-threonine phosphorylation; peptidyl-serine phosphorylation. Gene Ontology annotation, molecular function: protein serine/threonine kinase activity; ATP binding; protein tyrosine kinase activity. The record is from RefSeq and is a predicted model, not a curated record. The transcript is spliced from 6 exons. The coding region runs from base 1 to 2712 and encodes 903 amino acids. NCBI's taxonomy places the organism in Eukaryota, Fungi, Ascomycota, Dothideomycetes, Pleosporales, Didymellaceae. Gene Ontology annotation, cellular component: cytoplasm; nucleus.